This is a messenger RNA of Trypanosoma cruzi, 3111 nucleotides long. RefSeq lists its product as uncharacterized. The record is from RefSeq and is a predicted model, not a curated record. NCBI's taxonomy places the organism in Eukaryota, Euglenozoa, Kinetoplastea, Trypanosomatida, Trypanosomatidae. The transcript has a single exon. The coding region runs from base 1 to 3111 and encodes 1036 amino acids.
AUGGAGGGAAAAAAAAAAAAAAAAACGGCCUGGUGUUUCUUGCGCAUGUACACUCUCCAUCUACCCACACACUCACUUAUCGUUUCUUCUUUAACUUGUCUUGCCUGUGCUUUUUUGACCGCAUUUAUUGUGAGUAGACGACCACGCCGUAUGCCUCGUUCAGUGGUCAUCUUUUGUUGUUGUUGUUGUUGUUGUUGUUGUUGUUGCUCUCUCCCGCCGCUAUUUCUUCUUUCAGUGGCAGGACGCGGAGAAAGGAGGCGUCACUGGAAAGGGAAAACACACACACACACACACACACACGUACGCAAGGAAUAUAAACUUCUUAAUAGACAAAUAUAUAUAUAUAUAUAUUGCAAUAAAAUCCGAGUGGCGGCAGUUUCGACUGUGUGGUGCGUGAUGUUUGCGAAGGAUCCUUCGUUGCUGCUGCUGGGGACCGAAACGGGCUUCACGGCGCCUUCACGAGUUUCUCGCCGGAGCUCCGGCACCGUGAAUGCCAAUUUGGAAGUCGGGGAGGACGACAUGUGUGCUGAAAGCACCAAACCUUUUAUCUUAUCGAAUGAAGCAGCAGCUGCUGUUGUGAAACCCCGGCCGAACCCUGCAGACGCUGUGGGUAAGGCGGUGCUGAAACCCGGUGGGAAAGGCCGCGGGUCGAAGAACUUCUUGUUGCGUGAAAAUACAAUCCAACACGCGAUGGGAACGCCACAUUCCGCGUUUGCGGCACAAAAGUUGCUAAGGAAAGGCAAGCCGGUACCACACCCGCCAAGAAAAUCGCUCAUGACAACUAAAGACAGACCAGCCAUGGGGUCGCACGGCAGCGCACCACACAACGCACGCCCUUUACGUGGCCCGCAAGCAGUGAAGAAACCAGUUGCGCCAAGUGCACCCACACCAAAAAAACAACAACAGCAACGCAGCGUCUCGCAUGGGACGAUGAACAUGACGACCACAACAUCUUCUAAUGCUGGUGGGGAAUCGCUGCUUGCCUCGAGAUUCCGAGAGGUGUCAUUUAAGGCGGGGAAUGUUGCCCACGGAAGACGGAGGAGGAGCUUUAUUGAGAGCAUCACACUGUGUGAAGACGAUUCUUGGCAACCUACUACUUCCGUGACGAAGACGAGGCGGAAAAAAAUGUCUGGAAAUGUGGCACCGGCGCUAACGCCGCUUCCACGUCAAAUAGUACGGCAACUGUAUGCGGAGGAUAUGGCUCCUCUUCCUGCAAAAGGAGCUGAUUCAUCGUCAAACCAUUUCUCGCCACAGCUUUCAUUGACGGCUUUAAAUUCUACUUGGGACCGUACGGGAGAGGGGGAUGCCUACAGGGAUGCUCAAUACUCAUGCUCCUUGUCUCAGUCUCGAACAGGUGGUGACUUGGGUUCUUUACCCAAGAAUAUGAAAAUCAAAGGUUUUUCGUUUCUUUCCUUACACGCAUGGAAUGCACCACCCUCCAAUGUUGUACUUCCAAAUGGCAUGAUGCCCUUAGAAAGAAAGUCGCAAGAAAAAGAUGGAGCACAGUGCGAGUAUUGGCACGUCACCCAUCCGUUUCUUGAGGAUGAAAAUCGAAAGGGAGAAUGGAUGCGUCCUCUGCAGGAAGUAGGAAGGUCUGAAAGAAAGUUCAUCUCUGACACGGAUAAUACCGAAAAGAAGAAAUUGCACGUGUCAAAUGAUGAUGACUAUCAUAAUCUUUUUCAUUCCUUACAAAAAAUUCACUCACUUCAUCAUCAUCAUCAUCAUCAUAUGGAUGCACUUCAGGAAUCCACGGCGCAGCCGGAGUUAAGUGAUAUUGGAGGAUUUACCAACUCGUUGGCGGCUUGUUCAGCUCUUCUUAAAGAGCCGCAGCAGCUACUUGAUAGUGAGUUUUUGGUGUCUCACAAAGCUCCUUUAUCGCCAAUUCAACGGAAAUCCACUCUGCAGGCAUCGUCGUCCCUCCUGGAUAAUUCAUGGAUCUCCCUAAUGCAAGCAACCGAAAAAAAUCCUCAGUUUGUGGAGUUGUCGCAUCCUGGUAGAGUGUUAUUUGCAUCAUUGCUUUACCUGCGAGCGCUUGGUGGGUUUCCUACACUGCUUCGCAUCAACCCACUCAGGAAAAGCAGCUUUGUCGUAGGAAAGGAACACUGCGUGGAGCUUGUCUUUUGUUUACCUUCAGGCCGCCAACGUGACACAAAUGCAGCUUCACUUCCAUCACAAACGAAAGUGUCGCGUUCCACAAGGAUCACUAAUUUCAUCUUGGAGGGUCGGCACGCACACGAGAAGGACGGUCAAGGCAAACACGUGGGCUGGGAAGAACGUAGUGUCAUUGUACGCUCUAUUCUUGCAGAAAAAUCCAUUGUGGACCGCUUUGGGAAGGUGGAGGUGGUGCAUGUUUUGCCACCCAUACAAAAUGAAAAUGCAUUCAUGAGGCGUGAAGCGGACGAGAGCCACAGAAGUCAGUUGAUUGAAUCCAAAAGUAAAUUGGUUAGCCGCCUUUUACAUGACUCGACUCCAGAGCCCCAUGCUGACGCUCAAUCACGGGUGCCCUACGGCUUAUCGUUUCCGGGUGGUUUUCCCUACGGCAGGAAGACACACCACAUGGAAUGCGGUGAUCUUGCAGUCGCGUUUCUGAUGAGUGGGAAACUGUCACAGAUUAGUGGUGUUCCACCGGAGCCAAUGGACCUUGAGGCAUUGCGUUAUAAAGUGUAUGCACUCAGACAACACGAAUUAGAGGAUGCCACGAGGAAGGAGGAAUUCAACACGGCCGCAACACAGCGGACUGGCGUUGGUUUUGAAUUUCCAAUACGAGAGGCUCGAACACCAUCCCAGGCUGCCACAAUGAGAACAGAAGCAACAACGCCUGCAGGCUUAUUCCUGGAAAAUGCAGUGAAUGUGGCGUCAAUGCAACAACGAUUUCCCGCGUACACUCCAGUUACGAUUGCGGAAUCCACCAUUUUGGCAACGACGGAUGGAACUGCCGGGGUGUGUAAAGGUGGCCAAAAGGCCGGUGAGUGCCAGGGUACACAAUUUUCUCAGUUACGUUUGCCUCGGUUUUACAUUGACCUUGUGGAUGCUGUGCAACACGCACUAGAGGUGCAGGAUAUGCUGAGAAACGAAAAUGCCGUCCGCGCACGUUUCUUACAGAUGACAUAA